AUUUUUGACAAGAAAUUUCAUUUCAAAAGUUGGAGUGUUGUCUCAUAAACCACAAAUGAAGGCGAAAUCAUCCAUAACCGUCGUUUAAGUUUAACCAUUCAAUUCACUAGAUCAAUUGAUCCUAUUACAACUCCCUAUAACCAUGUCACAUAUGUCGAGAUUACAAGAAAUACUAAACUAUCCACCUUCAACGGCAGAAAUACCGACUGAUAAUGAAGAUUAUUACGAUGAUGAUGAUGAAGAUGAUGCUGAUGACAGUGAUUACUCUUCAAGUGAAGAAGAUGAAUAUCAAUUAUCAGCUCAAGAACAUUGGGAAGAAAGUAUAAAUCAAGUCAAACUCUUGGUUAAUCAAAUUAUGUUUCCUGUUAUUGGGAAAAUUUUAGGAAGGAGGUUUAGUCAUUUAAUUUGGAGACGAAUUGCAAAUUGGUGGUUUAUAUAAUAAAGAAAGGAUAGGGUAAGGUACGAUUUGUUUAUUGUUACA
Molecule: messenger RNA, 481 nt
Organism: Scheffersomyces coipomensis
Lineage: Eukaryota; Fungi; Ascomycota; Pichiomycetes; Serinales; Debaryomycetaceae
Exons: 1
Coding region: 143-439 (98 amino acids)
Biological process (GO): protein insertion into mitochondrial outer membrane; mitochondrial outer membrane translocase complex assembly
Cellular component (GO): mitochondrial outer membrane
Source: RefSeq, a predicted model, not a curated record